Messenger RNA from Phasianus colchicus (ring-necked pheasant), 6056 nucleotides. RefSeq names its product dermatan sulfate epimerase (gene DSE). The record is from RefSeq and is a predicted model, not a curated record. Gene Ontology annotation, molecular function: chondroitin-glucuronate 5-epimerase activity. NCBI's taxonomy places the organism in Eukaryota, Metazoa, Chordata, Aves, Galliformes, Phasianidae.
GAGGGGGUGGAGCGGGAGGGGGCAGCCGCUUUCUUCCUGAGUAGAAAAACGGCCCCCCCGCUCCGUGCCCUGGGGCUGCUCGGCAGAAACUCGCGGUCCGAGGAGCUGCGGGGCUGCGCCGAGCAGGGGCCGCCGGCAGAAAGUGCGCGCUCCCGCACCGUCGUGUCUCCGCGUCCCGUCCCGUCUUUCCGCUGGGCACGUCGGGCCCGGGGUCUCCUCUCGGCGGCGCUGCGGCUGCCGACGGGGCGCGGGUCGGGCCCCGCGCACUGGAGGUGCUUAGAUCUGUGCCCCCCCCCCCGCAGCAGCGUCGGAGCCGUCCGCAGGCGCUGAGUGGAGCCUCGCAGACGUGCCAGUGUGAGAGGAUAUUUCAAAGAUGAUUUGGCUCCCACUGGGACUUGGAGAUCUGAUGCCACAAUGAGGACUCACACCCGGGGAGCCCCAAGUGUGUUUUUCAUACAUGUGAUGUGCUUCGCCUUUGCUUGCGGCAUCAGGGAGGACGUGGAUGCCAUGGUUCCUUUUGUCAAUGCCAACUACGACAGCUAUCCCAUGCUCUACUUUUCCAAGGGUGACGUGGAGGGUCUGCGUCUCCAGGCAUCAACCACGCACCGACACAUCACGGCUCGGCUGAUGGAGGCAGUGCAGACAAUGCUGUCAAACCCCCUGGAGUACCUCCCGCCAUGGGAUCCAAAGGAGUUCAGCGCUCGGUGGAAUGAGAUUUACGGCAACAACCUGGGGGCCUUGGCAAUGUUCUGUGUUCUCUAUCCUGACAACACUGAAGCCAUUGGCAUGGCCAAGGAUUACAUGGAGAGGAUGGCAGCUCAGCCUAGUUGGCUAGUGAAGGAUGCCCCAUGGGAUGAGGUCCCUCUGGCUCACUCCUUAGUUGGCUUUGCCACAGCUUAUGACUUCUUGUACAGCUAUCUUAGCAAGACUCAACAGGAAAGAUUUCUUGAGGUAAUUGCCAAUGCUUCGGGAUAUAUGUACGAAACAUCAUACAGACGAGGAUGGGGUUUCCAGUACCUCCAUAACCACCAGCCUACCAACUGUGUGGCCCUGCUGGCUGGAAGCCUGGUUCUGAUGAAUCAAGGCUACCUUCAGGAAGCUUACUUAUGGACCAAGCAAGUAUUGGCAAUCAUGGAAAAGUCAGUAGUCCUGCUGCAGGAGGUCACAGAUGGCUCUCUCUAUGAAGGGGUGGCUUAUGGCAGCUACACAACCAGGUCACUCUUUCAGUACAUGUUUCUUGUCCAACGGCACUUUGAUAUCAAUCACUUCAACCACCCCUGGCUCAAGCAGCACUUUGCAUUUAUGUACAGGACUAUCCUGCCAGGCUUUCAGAGGACUGUGGCCAUUGCAGACUCCAACUACAACUGGUUCUACGGGCCAGAGAGCCAGCUGGUGUUUCUCGACAAAUUCGUCAUGCGCAAUGGCAGCGGGAACUGGUUGGCAGACCAGAUCAGGAGGAACCGGGUGGUGGAGGGCCCGGGGACUCCAUCCAAAGGGCAGAGGUGGUGCACCCUCCACACUGAAUUUCUCUGGUAUGAUGCAAGUUUGCGCUCCAUCCCUCCGCCAGACUUUGGGGUUCCAAAGCUGCAUUACUUUGAGGACUGGGGAGUGGUAACCUACGGAAGUGCUUUGCCAGCUGAAAUCAACAGGCCUUUCCUUUCCUUCAAGUCAGGAAAGCUGGGAGGACGUGCAAUAUAUGAUAUUGUUCAUAAGAACAAGUACAAAGAGUGGAUCAAGGGAUGGAGGAACUUUAACGCUGGCCAUGAACACCCAGACCAGAACUCCUUUACUUUUGCUCCCAAUGGCGUACCUUUCAUUACAGAAGCUCUGUAUGGGCCAAAAUAUACUUUUUUUAAUAAUGUAUUGAUGUUUUCUCCUGCUGUGUCCAAGAGCUGCUUCUCCCCAUGGGAAGGGCAGGUUACAGAGGACUGUUCUUCGAAAUGGCUUAAAUAUAAACAUGAUUUGGCUGGUGACUGUCAGGGACGAGUGGUUGCUGCCAUGGAGAGAAGCGGGGUGGUUUUUAUCAGGGGAGAAGGAGUGGGAGCAUACAAUCCUAAACUGAAGCUGAGAAAAUUGCAAAGAAACCUCAUACUUCUUCAUCCUCAACUUUUGUUGCUGGUGGACCAAAUCCACCUAGAAGAUGACAGCCCUCUGGAAGCAGCAACUAGUUUCUUCCACAAUGUGGAUGUGCCUUUUGAAGAAACAGUUGUUGAUGAGAUUCAUGGGGCAUUCAUUAGACAUCGUGAUGGAAUAUAUAAGAUGUACUGGAUGGAUGACACUGGCCACAGCGAGAAAGCUACCAUUGCCUCAAGAAUGUAUCCCCGGGGCUACCCUUAUAAUGGAACAAACUAUGUGAAUGUAACGACCCUCCUGCGGCACCCCAUCACCAGAGCCAUUUACUUGUUCAUUGGGCCCUCCAUCGAUGUGCAAAGCUUCACUGUCCGUGCAGACUCUCGGCAGCUGGAUGUUUUUGUUACCACCGGUGAGCAUUCCUAUGCAGUUUACCUGUGGACGGUGGAGGAUGGGCCUCGUUCUGCCUUUGCACAGGUUACUGUAGGCCGUCAGAAAAUUGUCUUUGACCGAACGUCUGCCAUUAGGAACUUUGCAGUGCCAGAAGUGAAGGACUACAUUGGGAUCGUGGAGAGGAACCUGCAGCAUUUUAAGCCUGUUUUCCAGCAGCUUGAAAAGCAGAUCUUGUCUCGUGUACGAAACACAGCUAGCUUUAGAAAGACUGCUGAACGCCUAUUGAGGUUUUCAGAUAAGAGACAGACGGAGGAGGCCAUUGAUAGAAUAUUUGCAAUCUCACAGAGGCAGCAGCAGCAGCGUGGAAGAGCAAAGAAAAAUAGAAAAGUAUCCAAAGGUUACAAAUUUGUUGAUGCUGUUCCUGACAUUUUUGCACAAAUUGAGGUAAAUGAAAGAAAAGUGCGACAGAAGGCACAGACUCAAGCACAAAAAGAGUUGCCUGUUGAUGAAGAUGAGGAAAUGAAAGAUCUUCUGGAUUUUGCAGAUAUUACUUAUGUGAAGCACAAAACUGGAGUUUCAAUCAAGGGCCGAUCAGGGCUGGCACAGUUGGUGGCAACCACUCGAAGUAGUGCCCCAUCAAUAUCAGCUUCUUAUACUCGCCUCUUUCUAAUUCUCAACAUUGCUAUUUUUUUUGUCAUGUUAGCAAUGCAGCUCACAUACUUUCAGAAGGCCAAGAGACUGCAUGGCCAAAGAUGUCUGUAUGCAGUACUUUUAGUAGAUAGCUGUAUAUUAUUGUGGCUGUAUUCUUCUUGUUCUCAGUCACAAUGUUAGCAGAAGACCUCUACUAGUUGACCAGUUUAUGGUCAUAUAUGUCUAUGCAAAAGCAUUAACCCUAAUAGGGCCAAAGUUUAUGUUCUUUUCUUUCUGAAACAUUCCAAAAACAGCUGGGGAAAUAUUGGUUUCAGACCAUAAAGAAUUGACAAAUCAGGCAGGCAAUGAAUUUCUCAGAAAAGUAAGUACUUAGUAAGUACUCCUCCUUUGAGUUUUGAGUUGGGCUUCACAUCUGAGGGAACAUUAUGCUUUCUUCUUCAGAGUUUGGUAAUGCAAAGCUGUAAUUAAUUAAUUUUUUGGUGAGAAGAGCCCUCUUAAAGCAUAUGUUUCUAAGGGUUUGUUUUUUUUAAUACGGAAUUGGAUUUACAUUUAGUGACUUUUCAUUUCCAGGCUGCUGUGAAUGUUAGUGGACAUUCUCUUAAGGAAAAGUUAUUCACUCACAAGUAUGCAGAGCAGAUCUUAGCAGCAGAUGCUGUUUCUCUCUGCCAAACCAAAGAAUAUUUAAUUGUGGGACACUCCUGUAUAACUAUUUCAGACACUUCCAUCAUGUCAUCUCUUCCAUGCUUUACAGUCUGGCAUGGCUGGAGGUGGCAAUCCUGUCAGUACCUACCAGUGAGCAUCACAAUGUUUAGUAGGCAGUGACAGAAGGAGGAGAAUAAGGAGCUGGUUCAAAGUACAAAGGAAGACAAUUCUCAGGAAAAAACAACAACAAAAUAAACUUUUUUCAGUCAAGAGUAAACUAUGGAAAGAUGAAUGCUGUGGAGUCUGUUCUCGAUUUUUCAAGACAGGGUUUCAUGAAAGUUUUCUAUUGUUUGAAGUGCAUCUUAGUAGAGAAAUAAUGUUCUUCUACGUGCACUUGUAAAAAUACAAAAGCCAAAGCAAUCCUGUGGUAACCUCAACAAUUGCCAGUAGGGAAAAAGAGGUAUUAUGGAAGUAGUGUCUUUUUUUUCUUUUCACAUGGCUAGAAGCAGAGGACAGUUAAAAUAAUGUGAACAAUCUGUUCUCUAUAAAGCACGAGGAAGGGUUCUGCAAGCUCUUGGUGGCUCCUUGAUCAGUUAUCUGGGGAUUAGUGGUAAAUGGAGUCAUCUGGUUUACAGCAAAAAUAAGUUUGACAUCUCCGCAUAUAUCCCCUUCUGUUCAUUAAACUGAUUUCAAGAAAUCAUAGCUAUUUGAGAGAAUGGAAAAUCUAGGGAAUUGGGGCAUAUCUGUAUGUCUUUAUGGGAAAAUAAUUUUUCCAGUACAUUUGUUAAAUAAAAAUAUUAUUGUCUCUGCGGAAAAAAAUGUUUCUCUUUGAUUAGAAUAUUUUUCCUAUUAAUUACAGUAAUUAUGUUCAUCAGCUCUUUGUUCAAACCAUAAAACUUUGUUUCCUUUUCCUUACACCCAUUUAGGUAUGUUAUCUACAUUGCUAUUUUUAAGCCUUCUGGAGAUUAUGCACUGAAAUAUACUGAGCUUUUCUUGCCUAAACAUUUUUAGUGAACAGAGCAGUAUAUUUUCAUUAGGUUUCAGAUACUGAGCCGUAUCUGCACUGUGUUCACAUACAGAAGCUUUGCUACAAUCUUUGAUGCUUGGAUAUAGCCGAUAAGAUUUGACAUGUUUAGUCUAGGCAAAGGAAGCUGAUUGGUUGCAUAAUGUUACUUACAGUGUAAGUAUGUCUAGAUUGUGAGAAGCUGGGUAUCACUACACAUUUCCUUUCUGUCUUGGCACAGGGAUAACAGGAAGGUAUGGAGAAACAGCUAUUGGGUUUUGGGGUUUUUUUUUAGUAUUAGACAUUUGUGUAUCCUUGUCCUCUUUGGAGAUUGUUGAACCUUUAGAAAAAUGAAGAGCUGUGAUGACCGUGAGCCUUUACUAGACUAAUGUAAUCAGUGGCAUUUAUACAAAUCUUUCACUGCAAUUGACAGUUAUGUAUGUUUUCCCUAUGUCAGGUCACCAUUGCUUUGUUGGACAGUCAGCCACGGAAAGGUAAACUCUCAUCACUCUAGUCCAAAAAGCUUUUGAGAAGUACCUGCAUUUCUUUGCUAGCUGUGUACAGUGUGCCAUCCAAACUUCUAGUACAGGAUUAGUGUGUGUGUCCAAUGAAACUGCAGAAUUAUGGAAAGUAAGAUAUGGUCAUGGACAUUAGCUCUUGUUUACAUGAUGCCUCUCUGCAUUGUUGUAGCAAUGUGAAGUUGACAAGGUGGCUACAAGAGAUCCCUGUGCUCAGAGCCAGAUCUUAAAGCAGCUUGUAAAGACAACCAGCAUUUAAAUGUGGUGUGAGUGUACCUGCAAUGAUAGGGUGAAGGGAAAUGAAAAUAAUCUCAUGUACUUCUUUACUUUUUUUCUACACUGUUGCCUUUUAGAAGUCCUUUUUUUGUGUUUGUUUCUUGUUUGUUUAAGUUUUGUUUCAAUUUCUUGCUUCCAUUCUUCUUCCCCUUCUUUCUUUCAUUCCUUAGCAAAGCUUAUCAUAGAAUCACAGAGUCACAGAAUUGUAGGGGUUGGAAGAACCUCCAGAGAUCUUUGAGUCCAAUGCCCCUGCAAGCAGGUCCCCUACAGCAGGCUGCACAGGUAGGCAUCCAGGCAAGUCUUGAAUAUCUCCAGAGAAGGAGAAUCCGCAACUACCCUGGGCAGGUCGUUCCAGUGCUCUGUCACCCUUACAUAGAAGAAGUUCCUUUGCAUAUCGGUGCAGAACUUCCUUUUCUCAAGUUUAUAGCCAUUUCCCUUUGUCCUGUCCCCACAGACCACUGAGAAUAAGUUGGCCAUGUCCCUUUGACUCCCACACUUAAGAU